AAAUGUCAGCUAAAACACAUACAAUUAGGUAACCACCGACCUUUCAAUUGCUCCUUAAGGUUUGUACUGCAUGGCCCAAGAGACUAAGUUGUUGGCCUGAACGGUGGGGACAAUUUUCAAUCAGUUUCAGGCUUUCAGCCCUACUUUCUCCGGAUGGCGACUCAAAGUGAAUAUUAUCGUCAGCACUGUGCUCACUGAGGUUAUAUAUUUCGAUGCAUUGGCUUCAAUCCAGCACUCAACUGAACUGAGCAGGCUUACUACUGGGUGUCUAUGUAACUGAGUUUGCAGCGUCCGCGGAUUCAGACUUCAAGUUACGGCCGAAUCUCUACUAUGCAAUCCUCUCCAAUGCUCCAAUCACCCCUAGGCCUACUGCAGUCCGCGAAUAUGUCGCUCAAACUGAAUGCAUUCAUGUUGGUUCAAGAGGGUGAACUUUCGUCCUGCCAAACCGCGGACCGCCUCUCCGGUCAUCCGUUGGCAAGUUUAGCACAAACAGACAACAUGAUCAAUAACUACCAUGACUUGUGUUAUCGUGGUUGAACACUCUGCGCUGCAUGACAACGGUAUUCACCGUCAUGUGUCCGUCGAGCUUGAUCUCUUGGGGCGCACUCCAAACGCACUCAAAUAUUCGCCAUGGUCAACAUACUUGUCCUCCUGAACGUCAACAGCGAUGAAGUCACGCCCUGUACACCUCGCAGUUUCCUUGCUACUUCUGUCCAUCUCGGCCAUAGCAGCCAUCGACAGACAUGCAUUGGUCUCUCGCUUUAACCCGACGCGAAAUGCGUCGAAUCCAAUAACACCAAUGCAGGUUGGAAAUGGAGCUUUCGCCUUCGGUGCAGACGUGACUGGACUUCAGACAUUCCUGCCAUUCGCGAUCAUGUCUUCUUGGGGAUGGAAAAAUGACAGCCUGCCUCCAGGGAAGACUAUAGAAGACGUGGAGAAUUAUAAAGGCGUAAGUUGGGAUUCUCAUGGCCGUCUCGUCCAAUACGAGUUCGGCGGGGAAGCUUCGGUGCAGCAGUGGUUGAUCUCGAACCCAAAUCGCGUGAAUCUGGGACGUGUUGGAUUUCUUUUCUUCGAUGCUCGAGGGGAAGUGCUAAACAUCACGGAGCAGGAUUUGACCAAUGUACAGCAAGAAUUGGAUCUUUGGACCGGGACCAUAACCAGCUCUUUCACGUUCCAAGGCGAGAACGUAAUUGUGCAGACAUAUUCCGCCCAGAGCACCAGCACGAUCGGAAUAAAGAUCGACUCACCGCUGGUGAAGAGUGGACGAAUGGGCAUAUUUCUUGACUUCCCUUGGAAUGAUGGAUCUGCGAAGUUCUCUGCCCCAUUCGUAGGUGUAUUCAGUGCCACGAGUAACCAUACCAGUGUUUUGCGUACCGGUGGCGGCUUGGGACGAAACGUCGAGGCGGAGAUAUCACAUUCACUCGUCAACUCCACGUUCAUCACUUCUAUCGGUGGCGACAAAUUCACGAUCUCCCGCAACUCUCAUGCCGCACAUCGUUACACGUUACGUCCGACAGGGAACGGGCCGUCCCUGUCUCUCUCUAUCGCAUAUUCAUUAGAUAGUCCCAAGUCAGUCCUUCCAUUUAAGAGUGUCGCAAACGAGUCCAAGAGCCUUUGGGCAAAGUAUUGGUCCGCCAGUGGAUUUAUCGACGUCUUGACGGGCUCUACGGAUAUCAGGGCUCAUGAACUUCAGAGACGCAUCAUUUUGUCGCGUUACUUGAUGCGCGUGAACGAAGCUGGUGAUACGCCACCACAGGAGUCAGGACUCGUCAAUAAUGGCUGGUAUGGGAAGUUCCAUAUGGAGAUGGUCUUCUGGCACCUAGCCCAUUGGGCACUGUGGAACAACUGGGAUCUCCUCGAUCGUCCUAUCAGCGUGUACGCCCUAUUUCUCACUAGUUCUAUUCAACGUGCGCAACUGCAAGAAAGGUAUCACUCUGGUGCUCGCUGGUCCAAGAUGACAGAUCCAUCAGGUCGUUCUGCACCUGGCGAGAUCAACGAGCUAUUGAUCUGGCAACAGCCUCACCCACUGGUAUUCGCGGAAUACGAAUAUCGUGCCAAGAAGUCGAAAGCUACUUUGCUCAAGUGGCUGAACGUCGUCAACGAGACUGCGAACUGGAUGGCCGAUUUUGCGUGGUUCAAUGCUAGUACGGAAUUAUAUGACCUAGGUCCUCCGAUGUACGUUGUGAGCGAAGAUACGAGUCCGAACGUCACCCGAAACCCUGCUUUCGAGUUGGCAUAUUGGCGGCAUGGAUUGGAUUUAGCUGAGACGUGGAUGGAACGUCUCCAGGCGCCCAUCCCAAAGGUUUGGACUGAGGUCAGACAGAAUCUAGCUCCCGUCCCUAUUGAAAACGGGCUUUACGCUGUGUAUGAAGGUCUGGAGGAUACCUUCUGGACGGACCCUGCGUAUAUCAACGAUCAUCCAUCCCUCGUAGGCCUUCACGGAUGGUUGCCUCCAAUAACUAAUGUCAGUUCGGAGAUAGCCAAGGCAACAGCGGAUAAGGUUUACACCAGUUGGAAUAUCAGCAAUUGCUGGGGGUUAGCUUCGGACUCCACGGCUUCAAGCGCUCUAACAGCUGAUAAUCUGUUUGAAUAGGUGGGACUUCCCAAUGCUAGCUAUGUCUGCAGCACGAAAUGGCGAGCAAGAUAAAGCUGUCGACUGGUUGUUGCAUCCGUUGUUCGAGUUCGAUGACAUUGGUAUGCCCAUUGGGGGUGUCCGUGUGCCAACGCCAUACUUCCCUGGCUCCGGCGCCCUGCUGUACGCAGUAGCGAUGAUGGCCGCUGGCUGGGAUGGGAGUAACACGGCUGCGCCUGGCUUCCCGACUUCAGAGAACGGGUGGAAUGUUAGGGUGGAGGGAAUUCAUCGAGCCAUGUGAUGGGAUGUAUCCGUCGAAUGCGGUACGUUGAACUGAACAAUUUCAAUUUCUUUCUGUUUGGUACAUGCUUCAGUGGAGCUUUCCCUAGAAUCAUCCAUUCAUUUUUCACGGAGAUGAAAGGACUUCUAUUCAUACGGUUGCAGUCAAACCCCAGAUCGUUCUCCCUUCUUUGUUUGGCUCUCGGUUCUUGAAGUUUCUUGGACACAAAAGGCUGUCCACUUGAGGCAAGUUUCGACACAUGCACAAAGAAAACACUCUUUCCUUCCUGGGAACCCUUGAUGUAUUGGUCAUUCUCGGUGACUUAAAUUCUCCGGCUGUGGCGUCAAUGUGUGAACUUUUACUGUGAGCCC
This is a messenger RNA of Somion occarium, 3223 nucleotides long. NCBI's taxonomy places the organism in Eukaryota, Fungi, Basidiomycota, Agaricomycetes, Polyporales, Cerrenaceae. The record is from the annotation of a GenBank genome assembly.